CAGAAAGUCCUGGAGCUGAAGGAGGAUUUGAAGCCGGUCCCCGCUGGCCCUGCGGAGCAGCAGCCGCUCUUGCCUCGCUCAGAGGAACUAAGCUAUUCUUGUAGUGUCCCAUAGAAUUUCCCAGUCUUCUUCCUCUGGUUCUGAGUCUGCUCCUCCGCGUGGCACCUUGGAGUUUCUAGCUGGCACCAUUACCUCCAACGAGUGGAGUUCUCCCACCUCCCCUGAGGGGAGCAACGACUCGGGGGGCAGCGAGGCCUUGGACAAACCCAUCGACAAUGACGCCGAGGGCGUGUGGAGCCCGGACAUCGAGCAGAGCUUCCAGGAAGCGCUAGCCAUCUACCCGCCAUGCGGCCGCCGCAAGAUUAUCUUGUCAGACGAGGGCAAGAUGUACGGCCGAAAUGAGUUGAUUGCCCGCUAUAUUAAGCUGAGAACAGGGAAAACACGCACAAGGAAACAGGUAUCUAGCCACAUCCAGGUCCUGGCAAGGCGGAAAGCUAGAGAGAUCCAAGCCAAGCUCAAGGAUCAGGCAGCUAAAGAUAAAGCCAUGCAGAGUAUGGCUACAAUGUCAUCUGCCCAGAUUAUCUCUGCAACUGCCUUCCAUAGUAAAAUGGCCUUGCCUGGUCUCCCACGACCAGCCUACCCUGCUGUUUCUGGGUUUUGGCAAGGACCAUUGCCAGGCCAAGCUGGAUCUUCCCAGGACGUGAAACCUUUUGCUCAACAACCUUAUGCUGUACAGCCUCCGCUUCCAAUACCAGGGUUUGAGUCUCCUACUGGCCUCUCACCUUCCCCAUCAGCACCAGCUUGGCAAGGACGAAGGGUUGCUAGCUCCAAACUUUGGAUGUUAGAAUUCUCUGCAUUCUUGGAACAACAACAAGACCAAGACACAUAUAACAAACACCUGUUUGUGCACAUUGGGCAGUCAAGCCCCAGCUACAAUGACCCCUACCUCGAGGCAGUGGAUAUCCGGCAGAUCUAUGACAAGUUCCCCGAGAAGAAAGGAGGCCUGAAGGAGCUCUUUGAAAGGGGGCCAGCUAAUGCCUUCUUCCUUGUCAAAUUCUGGGCUGAUUUGAAUACCAAUAUUGAAGAUGAAUCCAGAUCUUUCUAUGGUGUUUCCAGCCAGUAUGAGAGCCCAGAAAACAUGGUCAUUACAUGUUCCACCAAAGUGUGUUCCUUUGGAAAGCAGGUGGUAGAGAAAGUAGAGACAGAGUAUGCACGUUAUGAAAAUGGACACUAUUCCUACCGCAUCCACCGCUCCCCUCUCUGCGAAUACAUGAUCAAUUUCAUCCAUAAACUCAAGCACCUUCCCGAGAAGUACAUGAUGAACAGUGUGCUGGAGAACUUCACUAUCUUACAGGUUGUGACAAACAGGGACACACAGGAGACCUUGCUGUGCAUAGCAUAUGUUUUUGAAGUAUCAACUAGUGACCACGGUGCCCAACAUCACAUCUACCGGCUGGUGAAGGACUAGAGACUCUCUGCCCUGAGUUGUCCAUGGAAUGCAUGUCUAAGAAAAAAGUCUGUGCUUGAACAACCCCUGUUCCCCCCCCAUACCAAACUGAAAAAUAAACUGCGGAUAUUGUGUAUUUUCAGAAAAGUA
Messenger RNA from Oenanthe melanoleuca, 1597 nucleotides. RefSeq names its product TEA domain transcription factor 4 (gene TEAD4). NCBI's taxonomy places the organism in Eukaryota, Metazoa, Chordata, Aves, Passeriformes, Muscicapidae. The record is from RefSeq and is a predicted model, not a curated record. The transcript has 13 exons. Gene Ontology annotation, biological process: regulation of transcription by RNA polymerase II; embryonic organ development; hippo signaling. The coding region runs from base 386 to 1468 and encodes 360 amino acids. Gene Ontology annotation, molecular function: RNA polymerase II cis-regulatory region sequence-specific DNA binding; DNA-binding transcription factor activity, RNA polymerase II-specific. Gene Ontology annotation, cellular component: transcription regulator complex.